GGUUCCAUAACACCUAUAUAAUGAGAUAGUAUUCCAGAUGUAAUACUUAACAGAUUAGCUAAAUAGCAUUCCUUACUCUCUCCUUUAUAGAACCCACAUAUCAUAUCUCUAGUCUGCUUAGUUAAUUUUUUCUUUCACAACUAUGGCUAAAGCAACAAUCUCAGUUCUGUUUCUUAUCCUGUUCUUCAUUUCAGUUGGGAUUUCGGCAUUGGUCAAUGGGGAGGAGAAUUACUGGUGUGUUGCUAAACCUUCAUCAGAAGAGAUCCUUCUCAAGAACAACGUAGAUUAUGCUUGCACGCAGCCGAAUGUAAAUUGCGAUCCUGUACUGGGAAUGGGUGGACCUUGUUUCUACCCAAACACAGCAAUCAACCAUGCUUCCGUAGCCAUGAAUCUCUACUAUCAAGCUUACAAAUUUCUUGGUCCCUCGGCUUGCGAUUUCGGCCAAUCGGGUCUCCUUUCAAUCAAGGAUCCAAGUUAUCACGACUGUGUAUACGCAUUGGUCCCAGGAAGAUGAAGAAGCAUGUACGACAAUGUUGGAUGAGAUGACUUCUAUUAGUACAAUAAUAAUAUAUUGAUAUCAUUAGCAGAAAAGAAAAAGACCAUUGGCGAUAUUUAGUAUCAUUAUGGAUUUAGAAUUCAUGACUUCUACAUCGGUAGCAAUAUUAUUCUAUCUUGUCCGUGUGAUUUUAGCAGUAACAGUAUGAUUUGAGCUUAACUCAACAAACUGGCUCACUGCCGUUUCAGUCAAAGCAUUCACUAUUGGGAAUCGUGUGUUCUAUUUGUCAGCUUAAUUCGCCAUUUUUCUGCCAUCAACUGUCUUCAUACCAACCCGUUGAUCAAACGUUUUACACUUGAUCAAUUAAUCUUAGCAUUGGCG
Oldenlandia corymbosa var. corymbosa is the source of this 877-nucleotide messenger RNA. The record is from the annotation of a GenBank genome assembly. Lineage: Eukaryota; Viridiplantae; Streptophyta; Magnoliopsida; Gentianales; Rubiaceae.